CUGUAGUUCGUGGGAUAGUUUAUUGUGCGACUUCAUUGAUGGAAGCAAUAAUAAUCAAAACAGGAAAGAGCAGUGGACAUAAUGGCAGAUGUACAGAUAGUGGCGCAAGAAAAAUAACUGCAUGUGGCACAAUGCCUCUUAUCAGCAAGAAAAAUAAGAUCUUAAUCAAACCCACAUUAUCUGCGCAGGCUUUAAAAACAAUGCUGCGGAGCAAGCAGGUCUUUGUCACUUGCCAGUGCAAACUCAUCCUUAAAUAAAAAAAACAUGCGCUUGUACAGUAAAAAGUGAAAAAUGUAUCUUCAGUGAUGGAACAUUCGCAUUUGCAUGACUUUAGAUUGACACCAAAUCAUAAAACUAUAGAGAUAUGCAGUUAUAAAAGUUAAAAGCGCCUUGCAAAAAUGUUUCCACACAUUGAGCUUGCUCACUUUUGGCACAUUUAAACCACAAACUUGAAUGUAUCUUUUUGAGGGAGAAAAUAAUCUGAAAAACACAAAAUACAAUUGAGGAGUGGAAGAGAAAUCAUACAUAUCUUUUAGGAUGGGUUAAAUACAAACAUCUAAAAAGUUCAACAUAAAUUUGUAUUAUCAUCACCAGACUAAACAGUUUUGUACACGUAGAGACUGGGAAAAAUCGCCCAAUUCUUCUUUGCGAAAUAGCUGCACCUCUGUCAUCUACGAAAAGCACAUUUUAAGUCCUUACACAGAUUCUUACUGAAUUUAAGACAAGACUACGAUCUAACCAUUCUGAAAUAUGACUAAGUUUUAAUUUAUACCUGCCCCAAAGCUCUGGCUGGAUGUUUUUAAAUAUUAAGCUGUACAGGUGGAAAAUAGCUGAUAUUAUGAGACAAAAUAACCACCUAAGGAAACACAAGGAACACUAAAAUAUCCUAAUGACCAAAAGAACAACAAAUGAUGAAAAAAAAAUACAAAUAUUAAUUUUUCCAUUUUAUUUUUCAUAUUGUGCUUGUACAAUUUCCAUUAGGUCAUGUUAUUUAUGGAUUUGAAUCUUAAAAUUAUCUGGCAGAUUUUUAAUGACUUUUUCUGGUUUAUCUUUUGUCCGCUCUUGCUUAAAUUUCCCGUGUAGAAUAAAGAUAAGAGAUUACGACACUAAACUUCAAGUUCACUUCAAAAUUCCCUGCGUUUCGUUCUUAUAUUAUCAGUUGUAGUCUAAAGGCGUCUAAAUAAAAUCAUUAAGUAAGUUGUCUUUUGAAUGACAUUUAUUUUUAAAUGAUACAUUUUUAGCAAUCCCUCUUAGCCGUGGGCUUGUUGACACUUUCCUUUCCGACAGUCAUGAAGGCAGCGUGAAGAAGCUCCUCCCCCGGCAGUGCGAGCGGGAAGUUCACACGGUUGCUACUUUGAAAGCGUAAGCUGCAUUUGUUAAUUACUUCUGUGGAUUUUUAUCAUAAAAAUAGCUUAGAGGAGCUUUAACAGGACUACAGCGAUGAGCACGGAGGAGAAGAGUGUCCACGCAUCAUCCAGGAGCUUUGGACAAUGCACCUACACGGCGGAGGAGUACCGGGCCGUGCAGGACGCUCUGCAGCAGCGGCUGGGACCCGAGUUCAUCAGCACCAGAAUGGCUGGAGGAGGACAAAAGGUUUGUUACAUUGAAGGACAUCGCGUCAUCAGCCUGGCCAAUGAGAUGUUUGGAUACAAUGGAUGGUCUCACUCCAUUUCCCAGCAAAAUGUCGACUUUGUAGACCUCAUCAAUGGGAAGUUUUAUGUUGGAGUCAGUGCGUUUGUCAAAGUGCAGCUGAAGGACGGAUCGUUUCAUGAGGAUGUGGGCUACGGAGUCAGCGAGGGUCUGAGGUCUAAAGCUCUGUCUCUGGAAAAGGCGAGGAAGGAAGCUGUGACAGACGGCAUGAAGAGAGCUCUGAAAUGUUUCGGCAACGCGCUCGGAAACUGCAUCCUGGAUAAAGAAUACCUCCUCGCGAUUAACAAGAUCCCCAAACAGCCUCGCCCUGAUCCAGACCCGGCACAGACGAAGCGCUCCGAGGGCCAGCCGUCCAUAGAGAAGGCCCGCUUCUGCAGUCUGGUCAGAGAUCAAAACCCAGUGAGUGCAAUAGAACCUGCCAGGAUGCCACUGGAGCCCAGAGUCUUCAAUCAGAACCAAUCAGAGGACCACCGGUCCAGUUCAGCUGGCUCUGCAGCCGACAUGAAGACAGAAAACGUCCUCUCCAGGUCGGCCGCGGACGCUGCCGAUGUCGUCAUGUCUGACCCAAACACGGACCCCAAACAUCAGAGAAAGCUGCGGCAGCAGCAGCUGCAGCAGAAGUUCAGGAGGGAGAUGGAGGCCAGGAAGCUGCAGCAGGAACUGCAACAAGCAAAGUCUGAGGAGGCGGAGGUGGUGAUUGGACGGAGAUCCACGGGAGGUGAGGACGGUGCGUCUGCGUUUAGCGACAACACAACAUCCGAAAACCAGUCAGGCAGCAGGAACACGUGUGCAGGUUUAGUUGCUGAGGUUUCCUCCUCCCGUCUUGCCGUAUCUGCAGACGACCCAGAACUCUGGGAUUUCACUUUGGAUGGGAUCGAGGAUCUGGACGUUCCCGCCGGCGCGUCUUCUCCCAGAGGGAGCAGGCCCAGAACGCCGGGGAGUCACCAGAUGCAGACGCGAAGUAAAACCCCUCAGAGAGCGUCGAACACUCAUUCCAGACAGCCACACAACAAUCAGCACCAGGGGAGACCAGGCGAGGCCUUCAGUCCAUACAGACAAGGACAGCAGCUGAAGAAACGCCGGCUGGACACAUGACACUUUACUCUGUGCUUAGAUGAAAACAUUUGUUUUAUUUAUUUUCAAUAUACUCGUGUUCCUCUUGCACAGCAUUACCGCUACGUUACAAUGUUUGCACCUUAUCGAUCAAAGAAAACCUCUUGUGCACCACUGCUGUCAUAAAAGUGUUUUAAAUAGAAAAAUCGGAAUAAAAUGUUUAAAUCCUUUGAGGAAUGAGCAGACCCUGUAAACAGACAAGUGACACAGACAUUGUUUGUAUUUGAUAUUUUUUAUUUGUUUUUACAUUUUGUACAAUGUGGAAAAAUGUACACAAAACAGACACAGAAUCACAGGAAGUCAGGAGGGAUUGGAUGAGAGAGCCGUGCGCCGGGGACUUUAACGGGACGGAGGGGGUUCUGGGAAUUGUGUGAGCGCGCACGGAUGUUAACCUUUGUGAGCUUGUGUUGUGCAGUGGUCAAGUUGUGAAAUGGUUGUUUGUUUGUAGGAAUAAACACCCAGUAAAGCUAGCAUGCUGAUAAACCUGUUGCUGAGGUUUGCGCCUGUGAUAUUGACAACUGUCAGGAAAGCAAACGAGUAAAAGAAAUACUUAUUCCGUUAUCAAAAACGUUGAAGUUAACACUUCAUCAGCAUGCAAAUGUUUCCAACACGCCUCGCUCCCUAUAAAACUUUAAACAUUGCAUAUUCUGCAUUGCAGGAAGUCAUUUUUUUCUCUAGAGAAGUUUAAACAAUUCGAUCUACAAGCAGGCGAAAGAGUCACAACAACAGCAUGGCACUGCUGCGAGGUGGUGAGACAGCAGCUGAGUCAGCAGGAGGACUUUUGAACCUUUGUACAGCCCACUCUCCACUUAAAACACGUGCUUCUACAAAGUUGUCUAGUAAUAAAUUCACAAAGAAAAUAUCAGCAAAACAAAAACAAAUCCAUGUUCCCACGAGUCACGUAGAAAUACACAGCUGAUUACACAACCAACACAAACGUAAAUGUAGAGAGAAAAGAAACGGCACAUUUUGACUCUGCUCUUGGUUCUGUGUCUGUUUCAGCGUUGCAUGCUCUGGACCGACCGUGUCGAGUGGCUUUUAACUUUUCAUACUGGUUUUAGCUGCAGGAGCUGGAUGAAUCUGGAACCGAUCAUUAGUGAAGAUGCAAGGCACUAAAGUGUUCCUCGUGUUUACGGCUUAGAGUGCAUGUGCAUUAAGAGUGGUGACGGAGUAUUACGUGAAAGCCUCACUUUAGCAUAUUUACAAAAACGACAACAAAAAAAAUAGAAAAUGGGUGCAGGGCGGUCAUAGAAGAGCUUAAUAAAACAGCAGGUUCACUCCUGCACGGUGAGAACGAUAUUAACUGCAACCACCCUGCAAUUGCACUUUUUAAUAUUUCUUUACAUGUUGUUUAACAACCUUUUAAUAAUAAUUACAGUGAAACAACAUCAAAAUCUGAUGGCUGAAUACAGGUCCAUAAAGAACGUUUGUCUGUCGUAUUAAAUAUACACUUACAAAAACAGAUCAAAAAGGAAAACAAACA
This is a messenger RNA of Gambusia affinis (western mosquitofish), 4246 nucleotides long. It is a transcript of the gene rad52, whose product is annotated as RAD52 homolog, DNA repair protein. NCBI's taxonomy places the organism in Eukaryota, Metazoa, Chordata, Actinopteri, Cyprinodontiformes, Poeciliidae. The record is from RefSeq and is a predicted model, not a curated record. Gene Ontology annotation, biological process: double-strand break repair via homologous recombination; mitotic recombination; double-strand break repair via single-strand annealing. The transcript is spliced from 12 exons. Gene Ontology annotation, cellular component: nucleus. Bases 1441 to 2745 code for a protein of 434 amino acids.